CCGCAACGGUCACUUUGCUCGCAGUCUGCUGCGGUCACUCUAUUCGAACGGAACGGAAUAUUUAUCGCGGAUUGUCGCGUUAUUUCGUUUGUGUCGCGCCUCAAUCAAACUCACCUUAAAAAUUAACACUCAAAUAGUAGAUUACGAGCUCUGUGCCGUGUUAUCAAAAAUAACGGGAUUAAUUCAUUACGAACGCCUACGCCAGUCGCUCUUCCUCUUUUUCCACUGCGCGCGUCGCUUAUUUUUACCUGCAGCGCAGUCGCGACAGCUGAAAAUUAAUAAAACGAAGAGAAAAGUGUAAAUUGGAUCACAAUUGGUAACAAAAAGUCGAUGCGAUCGAUCGCCAGUUGUUUUAUAUAUCAACAACAACAAAGCAAACCAGUUAUUAGAUGUUUUUGUGAAUAGUGUAAAUCAAAUUCUCGGCUCAUACCUACACAUACACCAAAUACAUUCCCGUAGUUCCUAUUCAGAUCCGAUCGGUUCUUCGAUUCGCAGAUCACAAGAAAAUAUGCAAAAUUAAACCAAGAGGAGCGUAAAUCGGGGAGUGCGAAAAGUGUCGUCGAAACGGGGAAAAUAAUCAAAGUUAACAGUAAUAUCCUGUUGUGUAAAUAAAAGGCUUAUACAUACACACACACAGUCGCAGAAGCAACAAACAAAGGAGGAAAAAGCGGCAAGAUGAAUAAAACCUGUGCCCGUUGCCAAAAGGUGGUUUACCCCAUCGAGGAGCUCAAGUGUCUGGACAAAACAUGGCACAAAACGUGUUUCAAAUGCACAGAAUGCGGCAUGACGCUCAAUAUGAAAACCUACAAGGGCUACAACAAAAUGCCCUACUGUGAGGCACACAUCCCGAAGGCGAAGGCAACGGCCAUUGCCGAUACGCCCGAACUGAAGCGCAUCGCGGAGAACACCAAAAUCCAGUCGAACGUCAAGUACCACGCGGACUUUGAGAAGGCCAAGGGCAAGUUUACACAGGUGGCCGAUGACCCGGAAACGCUGCGGAUCAAACAGAACACGAAGCACAUAUCGAAUGUGGCAUAUCACGGGGAUCUGGAGAAGAAGGCGGCCAUGGAGAAGCAGCGAGGAUCCGCCGAGGUCUCCGACAGCAGCAAUGAAUCGGAAUACUUCUCAGAGCAAUUGGCAGCUGAACAAUUCUCGCAAUAUGCACCCACAGCCUCACCCAUACCGCCAGCAGCGACAACACUACACCAGCAACAUCAGCAACAACAGCAGUUGCAACACCAACAGCAGCAGCAGUACCAGCAACAUCAGCAGCAACUGCAGCAGCAGCAACACCAACACCAACACUAUCUGCAACAGCAGCAACAGACUCUGCCACCGCCACCCAUACAACACCAGCAAUACAACACAGCGGCCAUAACGCCCACAUACCAACAGCUCCAACAGCAACAGCAGCAGCAACAGCGGGCACAGCAGCAGCAACUGCACGAUCCCUAUGCACACUACCAACAACCGCAGGCGCUGCGCCAGCAGCAGCAGCAACAGCAGCAGCAACAACAACAGCAGCAACAGCUGCUGCAACAGCAAGCCAUUAAACAAGCCUCACAUCUGUAUCCCACAGCAACAUCCCAGCAGCAACAGAUGCCGCCACCACAGUCGCCGGCGAAUCCGCAGCAGCAGGCGCUCAACAGCUACAACGAGAUGCGCUCGGCCAUACUCCAGAACUCCCAUCAUCCCAGCGGCAAUUCCGUGGAUCAGUACGACCAGCCACAGCAGCAGCAACAUCAGCCGCAGCAGCAGCAACAUCAGCCGCAGCAGCAUCAACAUCAGCCGCAGCAGCAGCAACAUCAGCCGCAGCAGCAGAGCACCAACCCCACGCUGGUGGCUGCCCCACAGCAGCAAUCCCAUCAUAGCCUACUGAACAACAAUGCCAGCAACGGCGGCCUUUCGCACAGCCACCACAGCAACAUCAACAAUAAUGGGCACGGCUCACAGAACCAAAUGUUGCCGCCACAAAUGAGACGCUCGGCGGCCAGUGUCUCCGCCUACGAUGGCAACAGCAAGCAACAAGUGACAGCCGGCCCAGGAGCUGCCCAGAAUCACCUGCAGCAAUUGUAUGCGUCUCCCAAUUACGCCGCUGUGACUCCAUCGGAGAACUCAAUAAACGCUAAGCAGCACGCCAGCAAUGGCCAUGUGCCGAACCAGCAGCAACAGCACGUGGCAGGCGGCAGCAAUAUCGGGAAGAUAGCGGACUAUGAUCCGCUGACGGAUGGACCAAGGGUGGUGCCCAAUGCCGGCCGGUCCAGCACCACUUUGGUCUACAGCUCCGAGCCACGAGGCAACCAAGGUGGCAACAGCGUGUAUCCCAAGCGUAUUGGAUCCGUUUCCGAUAUUGAUCCGGCCAAUGGCAUCUACGGAUCGCUCACCGCCGCCGAGCAGGCUCACCAGCAGCAGAAGCACCAGCAGUACUACCAGCAGGUGCAGAUGAUGCAGCAGCAGGAGCACCCGCCGCAGCAACAGCAGAUGCGCCAGCAGCCAUCCUACUCCUCCCUGCAGGAAAAACAAUCGCGCCAGAGCUCAGCAAUGCGCGUCUAUCGGGCCAUCUAUGACUAUGAGGCGCAGGACGUCGACGAGGUCAGCUUCCGCGAGGGCGACGUCAUCUUCGAGGUGGAGUCGAUCGAUUCCGGCUGGAUGACCGGACGGGUGGAGCGUACCGGCAAGACCGGCAUGCUGCCCGCCAACUACGUGGAGCAGGCGGUUAUAUAAUAGGGAAUGUUCUACUACUGCUGCUGCCGCCAGCAGUUUGUGGUGAUCCUCGUCUGCCUGCUCUACAUCCUGCUCGUGCUCGCCUUCUUCGUCAACGUUUUUAUCGCGGAUCGCAACAUGCACGCGAAUCUUAUGAUGAGGAACGGACGGCACGGGGUUCACGGCGGAGGUGGAGGAGUCCCUCCGCCAGCAGGCAUGCAUCCGGGUCACCACAAUCCGUACGACAUGCAUGGCUACAACCACUACAGCAACUACCAUCCGCAAGUGGAUUCCAAGCAGCAGCAGGAGUUGGCCAAGAAGACGCCGCAGCAGCAGGCCGAGCAGGACAUUUACUACUAUUUCAAUCAUGUAUUCAGGCGGCGACGGCGAUGAUGGGGAGUCACACGCCCCAACCAACAGCCCAAAAUUUAAAUCUUUAGUGCAUUAACUUAUACUGCAUCCACUACAUACAUAGAUAUAUAUAAACUAUAUAUAGCAAAGCAGCGGAUUAUGUAAAAAGAGAAGAGGGAAAUUAAUUAAUUAAUUUUAAAUUUAUUAGUAAUCCAACCAAGAACCAACAAUCCGAUAUCCAUCUUAUUAAAUAAACAAAGCCACAGCAGAGUUAUGAGAAAUCAGCCAGAGUGUCGAAUGUGUUUCAGCUAUGAAUCGGCUAAUAUAUGUCAGCGGAACAUAUAUCUGCACCGAUUCCAAUAAGAAAUCGAGCGACCAAGCUAACCCAGCCAAGUUUGCAUUUAUCUACAGCCCUUAAUAAAUCAAAUUUAUACAGAUAUUUAUUGAAAAAUAUACAAAACGUUAACCAACUAAUAGUACACUAUAGCUUACCAAUCAUAUACAAGUACGGAUAUCUAUAAACAAUUCGAUUAGCUAAAGUGCUUCAGCAUAACAUCUUGUGGAUAGCGAAAUCCCAAGGCAAAGGUUUUCUAAUUUAAUUAGAAGUUCUCAAAGUAAUUACUUACGGGGCAAUAGCGCUAACACAAAUUUCCCCCGAGUUUUCUUCGGCUUUUUGAAAGCUUUUCGCAUUAGCAAUCCACUUGGAUUCUGAUCGGGUCCUUAUCCCUACAAUUUUGUCAAUUUAUCUGUGUAAACGAGGAGGACAUGAAGGAUAUUGUUCUUGUUUUUUGUGGGGGAAAUUCAUGUUUUUAAUAUAUAUAUAUUUUUGUUAAGAGAAUAAUAAUUAUAUAUUGUUUGUUUCUAGUGUUAAAUUGAAGAAGGAAAAUAUGGUGGAGAUAUCGUUUCGUUUCACAAAAGAAAUCCUUGAAAGUGCCUUUAAUUUGCUAAAACGUGUUUUUUAGAUAAAACCAAUUUACUAGGCUUAUCAAUAAUGCAUUAAAGAAUCAAUAAAAAAAUAUACUUAUACUGUAACUUAUACAUUUUCAUACCAUACGCAAGCAAUGGAGAACGAAUUUCUAACGCAAGUAAUGAAGCAAUUUACAAACGACAACUAAAAAUAAUUUAAUAUGUGAUUGGAGGAUCGUUUUUCUAUGGCAAGUCAAGCUAUAUAAUGUAUUAUUAACUUAACUUACACCACACCCACACACACUCACACAUACAUAGCUAUAGACAGCAAUUAAUAACAAUUAUAUAGGCAUAAUGCAAUUGGAAAUGCUUCGAGUGGAAAGAAAUCACCUAACAAAUACUUGAAUUAAUCUAAUCUUAUCCUGAAAUAGAAGCAGCGCCAAAGGCUUCGUUUUGUGAACGUGUUACAAAUAAAAUAAAAAUUUAUGAAAAUUUA
Messenger RNA from Drosophila simulans, 4456 nucleotides. RefSeq names its product LIM and SH3 domain protein Lasp. The record is from RefSeq and is a predicted model, not a curated record. Gene Ontology annotation, cellular component: focal adhesion. Lineage: Eukaryota; Metazoa; Arthropoda; Insecta; Diptera; Drosophilidae. Bases 676 to 2724 code for a protein of 682 amino acids. The transcript has 7 exons. Gene Ontology annotation, molecular function: actin filament binding.